GACGUUUAAUUGACGACAGGGUCAACAAUAUGGCGCUGUCCGUGGUUUUCGUGUUUACCGCAUCUGAUGGUUGAUGUGUAAUUUUUAUUUACAUGUGCUUAGCACAACUGAAGCAGCGCUGGCUUUGGAAUGAUCUAUUCUUCUCUACUGUUUACCUGAAAAACCAAAGGACUUGUGUUAGUGCUCGAGCAGCACCAUGUCUGGGUCAAAUGUGUGGACUCGCAGCCGGGAGAGAUUGAGAAUUUUCCCCGAACUUUUAGCGCAGUGUGCGGACGAGGCGGCGGUGUACGGAAAGUGUGUAGCAGCGACCACAACAGGCAGACAGGAGCUGAAGAAAGAUCUGUGUGUCAAAGAGUUUGAAGCACUGAAGACCUGCUUUACAAAUGCAGCCAAGAAGAGAGCCAAGUGAAUGGGAGCUGCCCAGACGUAGGAGCAGCAAAUUCAGUGGACCAACUUGAACAGUUUAUGCCUGUGGAGCAGACCUCACUUUCCAACCUGACUGGCUGGAAAUAUUUUCUGUUUUGACUGCAUGUUGUCGCAGUAGAGAUAAACCAUGAAGCGCCGCCACAUUCUGUAAUAUGCAAGGCUGACACAGUUACGUAAUAUAGAGAAUAAAAUAUUUCUGAUUUUA
Acanthochromis polyacanthus (spiny chromis) is the source of this 631-nucleotide messenger RNA. RefSeq names its product NADH:ubiquinone oxidoreductase complex assembly factor 8 (gene ndufaf8). Gene Ontology annotation, biological process: mitochondrial respiratory chain complex I assembly. Lineage: Eukaryota; Metazoa; Chordata; Actinopteri; Pomacentridae. The transcript has 3 exons. The coding region runs from base 197 to 409 and encodes 70 amino acids. The record is from RefSeq and is a predicted model, not a curated record. Gene Ontology annotation, cellular component: mitochondrion.